Messenger RNA from Closterium sp. Naga37s-1, 2730 nucleotides. Lineage: Eukaryota; Viridiplantae; Streptophyta; Zygnematophyceae; Desmidiales; Closteriaceae. The record is from the annotation of a GenBank genome assembly.
AUGAAGCUUGAAAAACGCGAGGGCCGCCGCCGUCGCAAUGCGCAAUGCGGCCACCCUGCCGGGCGCAUUGCGACGAUCCGCCACCGUGAUGCGCUAACCCGCCGCUCUCAUACGCUCUCAUUCCCUCUCACCCACUCUCUUACGCUCUCAUUCCCUCUCACCCACUCUCUUACACUCUCAUUCCCUCUCACCCACUCUCAUACCCUCUCAUUCCCUCUCACCCACUCUCAUACGCUCUCAUUCCCUCUCACCCACUCUCAUACGCUCUCAUUCCCUCUCACCCACUCUCAUACGCUCUCCUUCCCUCUCACCCACUCUCAUACGCUCUCAUUCCCUCUCACCCACUCUCAUACGCUCUCAUUCCCUCUCACCCACUCUCUUACGCUCUCAUUCCCUCUCACCCACUCUCAUACGCUCUCAUUCCCUCUAACCCACUCUCAUACGCUCUCAUUCCCUCUCACCCACUCUCAUACGCUCUCAUUCCCUCUCACCCACUCUCAUACGCUCUCAUUCCCUCUCACCCACUCUCAUACGCUCUCAUUCCCUCUCACCCACACUCAUACGCUCUCAUUCCCUCUCACCCACUCUCAUACGCUCUCAUUCCCUCUCACCCACUCUCAUACGCUCUCAUUCCCUCUCACCCACUCUCUCACGCUCUCAUUCCCUCUCACCCACUCUCAUACGCUCUCAUUCCCUCUCACCCACUCUCAUACCCUCUCAUUCCCUCUCACCCACACUCAUACGCUCUCAUUCCCUCUCACCCACACUCAUACGCUCUCAUUCCCUCUCACCCACUCUCACACUCUCUCAUUCCCUCUAACCCACUCUCAUACGCUCUCAUUCCCUCUCACCCACUCUCAUACGCUCUCAUUCCCUCUCACCCACUCUCAUACUCUCUCAUACGCUCUCAUCCACACUCAUACGCUCUCAUUCCCUCUCACCCACUCUCAUACUCUCUCAUUCCCUCUCACCCACUCUCAUACUCUCUCAUACGCUCUCAUCCACUCUCAUCCACUCUCAUACGCUCUCAACCCCUCCCAUCCCCUCUCAUCCCCUCUCAUCCCCUCUCACACACUCUCAUUCCCUCUCACCCACUCUCAAAUGCUCUCAUUCCCUCUCACCCACUCUCAUACGCUCUCAUUCCCUCUCACCCACUCUCAUACGCUCUCAUUCCCUCUCACCCACUCUCUCACGCUCUCAUUCCCUCUCACCCACUCUCAUACGCUCUCAUUCCCUCUCACCCACUCUCAUACGCUCUCAUUCCCUCUCACCCACUCUCAUACUCUCUCAUUCCCUCUCACCCACUCUCAGACUCUCUCAUUCCCUCUCACCCACACUCAUACGCUCUCAUUCCCUCUCACCCACUCUCAUACGCUCUCAUUCCAUCUAACCCACUCUCAUACGCUCUCAUUCCCUCUCACCCACACUCAUACGCUCUCAUUCCCUCUCACCCACUCUCAUACGCUCUCAUUCCCUCUCACCCACUCUCAUACGCUCUCAUUCCCUCUCACCCACUCUCAUACUCUCUCAUUCCCUCUCACCCACUCUCAUACUCUCUCAUACGCUCUCAUCCACUCUCAUCCACUCUCAUACGCUCUCAACCCCUCCCAUCCACUCUCAUCCCCUCUCAUCCCCUCUCAUACACUCUCUUUCCCACUCAUCCCCUCUCGUCCUAUCUCACACACUAUCAUUCCCUCUCAUUCACUCUCAUCUACUAUCAUACACUCAUAUUCACUCUCAUCCACUCUCAUCCCCUCUCAUCCCCUCUCAUCCACUCUCAUCCCCUCUCAUCCACUCUCGUUCCCCCUCACACACUCUCAUUCCCUCUCAUACACUCUCGUACCCUCUCACCCACUCUCAUACGCUCUCAUUCCCUCUCACCCACUCUCAUACGCUCUCAUUCCCUCUCACCCACUCUCAUACUCUCUCAUACGCUCUCAUCCACACUCAUACGCUCUCAUUCCCUCUCACCCACUCUCAUACUCUCUCAUUCCCUCUCACCCACUCUCAUACUCUCUCAUACGCUCUCAUCCACUCUCAUCCACUCUCAUACGCUCUCAACCCCUCCCAUCCCCUCUCAUCCCCUCUCAUUCCCUCUCACCCACUCUCAUACUCUCUCAUACGCUCUCAUCCACACUCAUACGCUCUCAUUCCCUCUCACCCACUCUCAUACUCUCUCAUUCCCUCUCACCCACUCUCAUACUCUCUCAUACGCUCUCAUCCACUCUCAUCCACUCUCAUACGCUCUCAACCCCUCCCAUCCCCUCUCAUCCCCUCUCAUCCCCUCUCACACACUCUCAUUCCCUCUCACCCACUCUCAAAUGCUCUCAUUCCCUCUCACCCACUCUCAUACGCUCUCAUUCCCUCUCACCCACUCUCUCACGCUCUCAUUCCCUCUCACCCACUCUCAUACGCUCUCAUUCCCUCUCACCCACUCUCAUACGCUCUCAUUCCCUCUCACCCACUCUCAUACGCUCUCAUUCCCUCUCACCCACUCUCAUACGCUCUCAUUCCCUCUCACCCACUCUCUCACGCUCUCAUUCCCUCUCACCCACUCUCAUACGCUCUCAUUCCCUCUCACCCACUCUCAUACGCUCUCAUUCCCUCUCACCCACUCUCAUACUCUCUCAUUCCCUCUCACCCACUCUCAGACUCUCUCAUUCCCUCUCACCCACACUCAUACGCUCUCAUUCCCUCUCACCCACUCUCAUACGCUCUCAUUCCAUCUAA